Daphnia pulicaria is the source of this 3256-nucleotide messenger RNA. RefSeq lists its product as uncharacterized. The record is from RefSeq and is a predicted model, not a curated record. Gene Ontology annotation, molecular function: protein binding. Gene Ontology annotation, cellular component: plasma membrane. The transcript is spliced from 10 exons. The coding region runs from base 161 to 1993 and encodes 610 amino acids. NCBI's taxonomy places the organism in Eukaryota, Metazoa, Arthropoda, Branchiopoda, Diplostraca, Daphniidae.
UGCGCAACGGCCAUGCGCAAUAAAAACGGAGGAUAUGACUUUUUCCGCCUGGAUGAAGAAGAAAAUGAAUACCCUCGGGUUUUGUGCUAAACACAUCUAGGUCUGAUGUUCCUCGCUCAAGUGGCCUGUGUGGUGUCUAGUCCCAGUGUGUGUGUGUGAGAUGCGGUUCGUUGAAAAGUUGUUGGCUCUGGCGACCAUCUCGUUACAUCAUGAACAAUUCCGCUCUCAUCACCGGACGGCCGUCGUCCGGGCUGAAAAGCAGCCGCAAACUUGCCUCUACGAAUUCCGUUCCACCGAGCUGCCCUACGGCAAUUUCACGUCGCCCAACUAUCCGGAUUUCUAUCCGGCCGGAACGCAUUGCUACUACGUUUUUCACGGCCGCAAGUGGGAAGGCAUCCGAAUUCAGUUCCAUUUUUUCGACUUGGAGUCGCCCUACACCGUCGGGUGCCUGUCGGAUUUUGUCAGCAUUACAACCGAAGACGUCAGCGGCUUAAGGACUGUGGCGGGCCGCUAUUGCGGCCAGCAGACACCUCCUCCACUGCUGGCCAUGCAACCCAAAGUGGAAAUCCUUUUCGCUGCCAAUUACGUCCACCAUCACAGGGGCUUUUCGGCCUCGUUCAGCUUUGUCGAUGAAGAGUCGUUGACGCUUGCGCCGUCGAAUGCCGACUCUAAUUCCGGAUGCGGCGGCACAAUUAGCGGAAGUGGUGGUGUUCUCCUCUCUCCUGGUUAUCCAUCGGCCCUGCAAAGUUGGCUGGAUUGCUCCUGGCUAUUACGGGUCCCGUUCCAGCAUCACGUUUACGUUCGACUCGAGUAUCUCCAACUACACGGAGGUCUCGCCAGUUGCCCGUUGGCCGAAUUAUCGAUUCACGACGGCUACGGACCCCUGAACGACCAAGCUCUGAAAUUGCGGAGAUUUUGCGGUGAUCUUCGCUACUACAAAUCCGUCAGCGACCGGAGCCUUUUGUCGCGUCGAAAUCGAUUGCUCGUCCGGCUGACUAGUGGCAAUCUAACAUCCGUCAAAUCACUGGGAUCUCGCUCUCCGGUUGUCCCGUUUGGUUUCCGACUCAUUUGGACGGCUGUCGAUUUUCAAACGGAGCAGAAUUGCUUGUCCCAGGGAAAGAUUGUCUGCCGUGACUCGCAGUACUGCUUCAAUUUCCGGCGCUUCAGCAGCAUUUCCUGCGACUCGACUUUGCUAUUUUGUCUCGACUCGUCGCUACGCUGCGACGGCGUCAUGAACUGUGAAGACGGCGACGCCUCCGACGAGCUCAGUUGUCAGGUGCCGUACUUGUUCGCUUCCAUCACGGCCGUCUUGUGCGCCCUGUCGGUGGGGGCGUUUGUGUUUUGGUUCCGCCAGCGGAUGAGAAACCGCGACAAAGUAGCGGAAGAACUGUCCUAUUCAUCGGCCGUCAAUUACUGGGAACCGGGAUCUUGUCCCCGUCACGACGACCGCGUUUUCCACACCAACAACGAGGCGGCGCCCGCCAUGGAUGGACAAAAGAGGCUCAGCUACGGCGGAGGUGGCGAAAGGCGAGAAAUGGUUCACAGGGAGGCCAGGCGAAUCGCUUCGCUGCCGCUCAUCAACUGCCAGAAAAUCAGCCCCAACAUCAACAACGGAGUCAAUUUGCUGAGGAGACACAACAGCCGCUACGAAAUCGGAUCGGACGAAUUGUAUCCAGCGUGCCAGUUGAAAGCUUCCGUCGUCUGCCAGGAGCAGCCGAUGCCCGGCAAACUGGUUUGGGACAGGGGGGCUCGAACGGCGAGUACGUCGGUCAGAGGAAACAAUUUCGUCGAUAAGAAUUACCUGCGCCAGAAGAAGAUGACCAACCAGAGCAACGUCGAGUCGUACUGCAAAGAAAUGGUGGAACUGACGCCGUUCAAACCGUACGCCUUGUCGUGUCAGGAUCUGGUUGCCCGGCGUGAGAUGAGACAUUCAAAUGUUGUGACUGUGACGAGCUUUGGACCGAAUGAAACAAUCAAUACUGAAUUGUGGUAGGUUUCAACAAAAUCUUAAAUUCCAAAUAUGAGGAUGUAAAGGGUUGGUUUUUGAAACAUUUAACAUUUGGAAAUUAUUCCUUAAUUGAAAAGCUUUUAUUUUUUGGGUGAUUCGAAUUACUAGUUUUUAGCUGUGUGAGUGCGUCUUUGUGAAUUUUAAAUUGGUUCCUAAUCCGAAUUUUACGUGGUUAAAAACUUUAAAAAGUAAGUCGAUUUAUGGUCGAUUAUAUAGUGUUCGGUUUUUCUUUUGGAUACUUAAUUGCCUGAAAGAUGUUAUGGUGAAUAUUGAAUAUAUCAAAAAUCAACUGCCACUUCAUGAAAUUAGAACUGCUAGGCCAAUAUUUCACUGUUUUUAUCUUUAACUGAUUAAGAUUUGAUUUGUAAGCAGUGGAAUAGUUUGUUUUUUGCUACAACUCGAACAACUGCUAUUAAUCUGCCCAUCGGCCAUCGAAAUAAAUAGUAAGUUGCGCUUCAAACUAGAAAGAUUGAAAGUUGUUGUCGUGGAUCUGAGAGCAGCGGACGUCUUUAUUUCGCCCGAUGGCGAUUCAUUCUUUGUUGAUUUUUAUUGUUGAUUCCAUUUCUUUCGUACUCGGGUGCAUAACCAAAAAUUGCAGUUGGUGAUUUUAUAAUCUUUACGUCUAUUUUCCAGAAUAGAAAUUUGAUGCAGAUUCUCGACGUAAUUCUUUCUUGUCCUAUUUCUCAUCGAUUCUUUUUGGUCAGAGUUCCAUGGAUUUUUGUCAAAAUAUUAUUUAGUUUGAAAAUGGGCCAGACUCGCCAAUAGAAGUCUGAACAGAAAGUACUUCAACGCAACCCGUAUUCCAAACAACAUUUGUACUACAAACACACGUCAAGUGACAGUUGGAUAAAAUUUACCACCGUUAUUCAUUUCUUUUAAUUUGCUGUGAUAUUUGUGGACGUUUUUUGUCAACAUUUUAGUUUUCAACGUGCCUAGAAUGGAGAUGAGAUAAUAUCUUCAGCUGAAGGCUUCAUGUGAUCUGCGUGCUUGUGACAGUGAUUAAAUGGUCCAAUUCAAGCUGUCUUCCAAAACCAUGGAAAUUCUGUUUGCAAGGUAAACGCGAAUAUGUUCCAUCGGGAUAUUCGGCCACAUCAUCAACAAUCACAAGCUAUUCAAAUAUCUAUGCAUCACCUAUUUAUGUGCCAGUUCCCGUUUCACUGCCUUCACAAAUCAAUCAACCGCAGCCAGUGGAACGUUAGGAUUCAAAAGAAAGAGUUUCUCAGUUGGAAGAUCUAUAGCGGAUGCUGG